AUGAAUGUUCGAUCUGAAAUGCACAACAUCGACUCCAAAUCCAAUUGUCGCGACUACUUGUCCACUGAUUUGCACUUGCCUUUUCUAUUCAACCAUCCUGGUGUUUUUUCUAUUCUUGGUCUAUUUUUCAUUAGAAUUGGUGGAUGGGCACUUGAUAGGAAUUUGAGAAAGGUGUUUGUUCUAAAGGCCAAAGUAUCUGUGCUUCAGAAUCAAGUGAUUAAAGCAAAAAAAAAGAUUGCUGAAGAGAAUAUACAGAAAGCUGUCAAGGUUGCAAUUGAGACUGCAGAAGUUGCUGCAUCUGAUGGAAAGGCUUUCUGUAUAUCACGUGUCAAUGUUGGUUUGGACACUACAACAAUGCGUGAAGCGGUUGUCAAAGUCAUGGACGAGAAGGGGAUAGCGGUUAUGGUUUUCAGCACAGAUGAAACUGCAAACAAAGCUUUGGUGUAUGCUGGGGUACCUGAGAAAGGAGAUAAAUGUAAGCAAUUAAAGGUGUUGGAGUGGUUGGUGGCAGCUUUGAAGCCACUAAAAGGGAAGGGUGGAGGGGGAAAAGGUGGUCUUGCUCAAGGCCAGGUCCUAACUAUAUUGGUGAUAGAGAAUUUGGAAAGGAAUGUGGAUUCUAUGGUUUGGGUCCUGAAAUCCUGUACUUCAUUAGCCUUGAGACUCAUUUAUGUUUUGCAAGAUUUAUAUUUUUUGGUUGUGUGACUCAUUUAGAAAGUUAGAUAUGCAUAGUUUUGGAUGGUUUAAACUUUUUGUACAGUUUAGAACUUAAGGAUAUAGUUUUUGAAUGUUUGGAAUGUAUAGACAAUUGUUAAAUGUUUAUAAUUUAUGGAUAUAGAUUCUUUUUCAUGUUUCAAACAAUAUAAUGGUAGUUGAUUGA
This is a messenger RNA of Camellia sinensis, 877 nucleotides long. Lineage: Eukaryota; Viridiplantae; Streptophyta; Magnoliopsida; Ericales; Theaceae. The record is from RefSeq and is a predicted model, not a curated record.